Vigna angularis (adzuki bean) is the source of this 1300-nucleotide messenger RNA. Its product is annotated as replication factor C subunit 2. The record is from RefSeq and is a predicted model, not a curated record. Gene Ontology annotation, molecular function: ATP binding; DNA binding; DNA clamp loader activity. The transcript has 7 exons. Gene Ontology annotation, cellular component: nucleus; DNA replication factor C complex. Gene Ontology annotation, biological process: DNA-templated DNA replication; DNA repair. NCBI's taxonomy places the organism in Eukaryota, Viridiplantae, Streptophyta, Magnoliopsida, Fabales, Fabaceae. The coding region runs from base 159 to 1151 and encodes 330 amino acids.
UUUUCCUCACACAAAUCCAAUCCCUGGCAUGGGAUUUUCCCUCUAAAAUGGGGACACAAUUCUUCAAAGUUUAAAGUGGUUUGGGACAUAGGGUUUUGAGGGUUUUCUCUUUUCAUUUGCAACAGUACACUGAAACCCUUGUUUGUUGGUGGCAAAGCAUGUCAUCGUCUUCCUCAAGUCACACCUAUGAUGUACCAUGGGUAGAAAAGUAUCGUCCCAACAAGGUCGCUGACAUAGUCGGCAACGAGGACGCAGUCUCCAGGCUGCAAGUCAUUGCUCGUGAUGGCAACAUGCCCAAUCUCAUCUUAUCAGGUCCUCCUGGGACAGGAAAAACCACUAGCAUACUAGCCCUCGCUCACGAGCUUCUCGGACCAAAUUGCAAGGAAGGUGUUCUUGAACUUAAUGCAUCGGAUGAUAGAGGAAUUGAUGUUGUGAGGAACAAGAUCAAGAUGUUUGCUCAGAAGAAAGUCACCCUUCUCCCUGGGAGGCACAAGAUAGUAAUACUGGAUGAAGCUGAUAGCAUGACCACAGGAGCACAACAAGCAUUGAGAAGGACUAUCGAGAUAUAUUCUAACUCUACACGUUUUGCUCUUGCUUGCAAUACUUCGGCUAAGAUUAUUGAGCCCAUUCAGAGUAGAUGUGCCAUAGUGAGGUUUUCACGGUUGUCUGAUCAAGAGAUACUUGGUCGACUCAUGAUUGUGGUUCAAGCCGAGAAGGUUCCCUACGUUCCUGAAGGACUUGAAGCCAUCAUUUUCACUGCCGAUGGUGAUAUGAGGCAGGCAUUGAAUAACUUGCAAGCAACAUACAGUGGAUUCCAAUUUGUUAACCAAGCAAAUGUUUUUAAGGUUUGUGACCAGCCACAUCCACUGCAUGUGAAAAAUAUGGUACGUAAUGUGAUUGAAGGGAACUUUGAUGAUGCUUGUUCGGGCCUCAAGCAACUAUAUGAUUUAGGAUAUUCUCCCACUGAUAUCAUCACGACCCUUUUUCGUAUCAUAAAAAACUAUGAUAUGGCUGAGUAUCUGAAAUUGGAAUUCAUGAAGGAAACUGGGUUUGCUCAUAUGAGAAUUUGUGAUGGUGUUGGAUCUUAUCUUCAAUUGUGUGGUUUAUUAGCUAAGCUUUCCCUAGUUCGAGAGACGGCUAAAGCUGUAUGAGCUGGUCUUGAGUGCAACUGAGUUGUCACUGUUUUCACAUUUUCGAUAGUGUAAAAUGUUCUAAUGAUGUAACUAUAUUUUCUUAUGUUCAGAUGCCCAUUGAUACAUCAAUGCUUCGCCUUCUUUAACUACGUUGUUUUUAGCUUGGA